UUAUAUUUGCUCACAUAUGAUUAAUAUAUAUAUAUGAUUAUGUUCUUGCUAAUUUCUAUUUUACUAGGAAUUUCGGUGGCUUCCUUGGCCUUCUUUACGACUGGCAGUGUUUUCUUUGUUGCAGCACUAAUAACUUGUCUCUACGUAAAAAGAGAAUUUUCCAGGAAAAAGUACGGUAAAUAUGUACUAGAUAGCCGUUCCCUUGGUGAAUCAGCUUCUCAAAUCUAUACUAGAAUGGAAGAAAACGUGUAUCAGGAAUGUGAGCAGUUGUCAAUUAUCUAUAAUGAUUCAACUAAUUCGAGUUACCUCAGUCAAUAUGACAGAUCUCAUCUACUCGAAGGAAUAAAAGAAAACAAUGCGAAACCAUCCAUACUGUCUCUCCUGAAGAGGAAAAAUAAAUGUUCUGGGAAAACGGCAAAGCCAGGAUAUAUAUACGUAAUUGGAUCACAAGAAAACAUUCCAGAAGUGGCUUCAGGAUCUGGAGAAGCACCACUCCGUUUACAAAUAACAGCAGAACCACCCCUUCAACCAAUGCGUCCUCUUCCAUUACCAAGUUCACACAUUGCAAGAGCAACAGUCCAUACAUAAUACUACUAUUGGACUUUUGCGAGAAGCACUGACUUUUACAGCUGACACUUUGACAUUUAAACCUGUGUCAUGUAUGGAGGUACAUAAUUGAUAAUGUUUAGAUAAAUAGUGAUAUCUUAAAAGAGCUUCCGAACAUAGUCCGAGUGUAAAGAUAAACCGUCAAUUGUAAAAGUCAGCGGUCCUCGCAAAAGUACAUUACCGCCACCCGGCACCAUCCAAAACAGAUAUUGAAAAACAUCUAUGACACAUAUGAAGCUCUCUGGUGAUUUUUAAAAGAAAAAAUAUGAUGAAAAAAUAAAUUUUAAAAAACCCUUUCUUUUAAUGUUUCAAUUUAAUUUA
Molecule: messenger RNA, 927 nt
Organism: Saccostrea cuccullata (small rock oyster)
Lineage: Eukaryota; Metazoa; Mollusca; Bivalvia; Ostreida; Ostreidae
Exons: 2
Coding region: 34-588 (184 amino acids)
Source: RefSeq, a predicted model, not a curated record